UGCAUCACGAACAUCCCACUGUAACCUAAUCAUUAUAUGCUACUUACAGUGGGGAUAUCCAAUCGGUGGUGCCUCAGACUUGGAUCAUCCGCACGACAAAAUAAAAGCGGGAUGAAAAAUCAACGUCAUCCUGUGGUCCAAGAUGUAUAAAUAUGUAACUAUAAUUUCACAAUUCAACAACAAUUAAUCCUCAUCUUCUUCUCACACCAAACACGAUUCAAAAUCCCCUCUCAAGAAUCCAUCAUGGGUAAAGUCCGCAACGAUGACCCCUCAAAACUCACAGACUUCCAAGUCCUCUCCUUCGACGUCUACUCAACCCUAAUCGACGAACCAGGCGGAAUGUUCAUCGGCCUCCAACCUCUCCUCUCCCGUUUCCCGUCCGGAAACCCCUACCAAAACAACAGGACAUACACCCUCUCACACUUCCAAAAAUACGAAAAGGAGCUACAAACCUCCCAGCCAUCUCUCCGAUACAACGAGCUCCUCCCCCUCGCCUACAAAGCCUUCGCUGCAUCUCUCAAUCUGCCUGAGCCCUCACAAGACGAGGCUCUUUCCUUCGGCGCCAGUAUUGGGUCCUGGCCCGCGUUCCCUGACACCGUCGCCGCGCUGCAAUCUCUGAAGAAGAGAUAUAAGCUCGUGAUGCUUAGCAAUAUCGACAAUGACUCCAUCGCACGCACCAUUUCCGGGCCCUUAGCUGGCGUGGAUUUCGACCUCGUACUUACAGCGCAGGAAAUAGGGAGUUAUAAACCCGAUUUGAGGAAUUUUGAGUACUUGGUUAGGAGGAUUAAGGAGGAGUUGGGGAUUGAGAAGGAGAGGAUUCUGCAUACGGCGCAGAGUUUGAGCUGUGAUCAGGUGCCUGCGAAACAGAUGGGAAUGAGUAGUGUUUGGAUUGAUAGGGAGGGACAGGAUGAGAAGGUGAGGAUGCUGAAGGAGAAGGGGGAGGUGAACUUUACUUGGAGAUUUGAAAGUAUGGGGGAGAUGGCUGAGGCUGUUGAGAAAGAAACUUGACUAAAUUCAAACUGAAAAUCACACUAUAACAGACAUCCAGGAUCUUAAUCAAAGAAAGUUCAGACUGGAAAAGGAUGCCACAUUGAAGUCAU
Molecule: messenger RNA, 1100 nt
Organism: Mollisia scopiformis
Lineage: Eukaryota; Fungi; Ascomycota; Leotiomycetes; Helotiales; Mollisiaceae
Product: haloacid dehalogenase-like hydrolase family protein
Exons: 1
Coding region: 244-1008 (254 amino acids)
Source: RefSeq, a predicted model, not a curated record